GAUAAAUAUUAUGGUAAUUAUUAGAUACAUCUAAUUAUUUAACAAUUAGUUCAAGAAGGCCAACUUGAUUUCAAUAGUUUGCAACACUUUACAGAUUAGAAUGAUGACAUUUUUGUAGAAUUGAGUUUCCUAUUUAAACCCUGUCUAAUGUCUAUUUAGUCUACAGUUAUUCUUCAUACACCAAUAGUGAACUACAGCACUGACCUGCUAAAAGUAGUUUUGAUAAUAGUCAAUUGAUUCUCACAUCCAUUUUUAGAUAUGUACAACAUUUACAAAAUAGUUUUAUUUAUAUCGGCAUGGGCUUGGAUAGUUUUUGCUGAAGAUUUGACAAAUGUUAACUACGGUUAUUCAGUAAAUAAUGAGAUAACUGGCGAUCAGAAGGAUCAGCAAGAAAGCAGAUCUGGCGACUCAGUAACUGGUUUCUACAGAGUACUUGAUGCUGAUGGUUAUCUACGAACUGUCACAUACAAAGCAGACAAGAUCAAUGGUUUUGUCGCCGACGUGAAACGCGAACCAGUUAGCAAUUCUGCAACAAUUUCAUUCGCUCUUAAAUCAGCUUUUACCUCCUCAAAUGCCGGCGUUUUACCUGUCGCCCAACAACCAAUUAUUCCUUUUGCUCCCAGAAUAGCAGAUGCGCCUUACAGUGUUCAAGCUGCACCAGUAGUACAUUUAGCUACGCCGUUUAUUGCCAAGUCUGCUCUUGAUUAUAAUGUUUAAGUUCCUCAUUAUAACUUGCCAUCUACAUUAAUGGUUUUUAUACUCAACAUAACAACCAAAAUGAAAAUACUCCAGUAUCAUAUUCAUAUAGAUACUAGACUAUUAAACAAUUUUCAAAUUAAUCGUUUUUAUUAAUAGUAUAAAACGUAGAGAUGGAGAAUUUCAAAAAACUUGAAGAAAAAAAUUACCAAAAUUCGAUUUAAUACAACAUGUUAAAUAUUGGAUCAUUAAAAUUUAUUUUUAGUGUAUUGUAAU
Molecule: messenger RNA, 972 nt
Organism: Daktulosphaira vitifoliae (grape phylloxera)
Lineage: Eukaryota; Metazoa; Arthropoda; Insecta; Hemiptera; Phylloxeridae
Product: cuticle protein-like
Exons: 2
Coding region: 259-717 (152 amino acids)
Cellular component (GO): extracellular matrix
Source: RefSeq, a predicted model, not a curated record